Benincasa hispida (wax gourd) is the source of this 6658-nucleotide messenger RNA. RefSeq names its product HECT ubiquitin protein ligase family protein KAK (gene KAK). Gene Ontology annotation, biological process: protein polyubiquitination; proteasome-mediated ubiquitin-dependent protein catabolic process. The record is from RefSeq and is a predicted model, not a curated record. Gene Ontology annotation, molecular function: ubiquitin protein ligase activity; protein binding. NCBI's taxonomy places the organism in Eukaryota, Viridiplantae, Streptophyta, Magnoliopsida, Cucurbitales, Cucurbitaceae.
AUCUUCUUCUACGUUUUCUUUUCUUCGUCCCUAGGGCUUUCCUUCCAUUUUCCCCUUCUCCAUUCCUGAGGGGACCCCCUUUGUUUUUACGUAAUUCAAUUCUUAACUCAGAUUUCAAACGCUACCACGCCUUCUAUCCAAUCACCGGCGUUUCACCGAUUUCUCCUUUACAUUUCGAUGGGCGUUGUGUUCUAGGUGUUGUAAUUUGGUUUUUGAUUUCUUUACUUUCCAUUGCUCUGAAGGGUUUAUGAGCAAUUCCUGAUUUCUUGUUUCUCUUGCCGUGGAUUCACAUUCUUUUUCUCUAUAGGGGUAAGGGGAAUCUAGGGUUUUCGAAUUGAGGGGGGUUGUGUGAGGACUUAGCUGGUUUUCGGUUCAGCUAGUGUUCGUUGUUUUCUUUUCGGUUUGUUUAAUUUGGUACUGGUCAGAUGCGUAGUAAAUUCGGAUCAAGAACUGUGUGAUCGCCGCUCGGUGGCGAGCGACUCAUCGAUUCGAGGGUUUGGGUUUUUGUAUGGAAACUCGGAGCAGAAAGCGGGCGGAGGCCUCCUCAGCAGCCCCUUCUUCGUCUUCUGGUCCCACUACCCGUUCUAACAAGCGCGCUCGUCUUUCUGGUGCUUCCUCAUCGAAUCUUGCUGCAUCAACUCUUUCGAUCUCAACUCGUUCUCGCUCUACUCGAACCCAGGAACCGUCUGCCACCACUACUCCAAUGGACUCGACUAACGAAUCAUCAGGGUCACGCCGACGUGGGAAGAAUUCUGAUAAAGAAAACUCGGAUAAGGGGAAGGAGAAGGAACACGAGGUUAGAAUUGGGGAUAGAGAAAGAAAUGCUGAGCAGAGCUUUGGGUUAAAUAUUGAAGGCAGUGGCGGUGGGGAGGAUGAUGACAACGACAGUGAAGGAGGAAUGGGAGUUUUGCAGCAGAAUUUAUCCACAGCAAGUAGCGCCCUUCAAGGACUUCUUAGGAAACUCGGUGCUGGAUUGGAUGAUUUACUUCCAUCUUCUGCAAUUGCAUCGGCUUCGUCAUCACAGCAGAGAGGGCGGCUUAAGAAGAUCUUAUCUGGGUUGAGAGCGGAUGGAGAAGAAGGGAGGCAGGUUGAGGCAUUGACACAACUCUGUGAGAUGCUCUCAAUUGGCACUGAGGAGUCUCUAAGUACUUUCUCUGUCGAUUCCUUUGUCCCUAUCCUUGUUGGCUUACUUAAUCACGAAAGCAAUCCUGAUAUAAUGCUUCUAGCGGCCAGGGCACUAACCCAUCUCUGCGAUGUUCUCCCUUCAUCAUGUGCUGCUGUCGUGCAUUAUGGUGCUGUUUCCUGCUUCUGUGCUAGAUUGCUGACUAUAGAAUACAUGGACCUAGCUGAACAGUCCCUGCAAGCUUUAAAGAAGAUAUCCCAGGAACACCCUACUGCCUGCCUGCGGGCUGGUGCUCUUAUGGCUGUGCUAUCAUAUUUAGAUUUCUUCUCUACAGGAGUUCAGCGAGUCGCAUUGUCCACUGCUGCUAAUAUGUGCAAGAAGCUUCCUUCAGACGCAGCUGACUUUGUGAUGGAAGCUGUUCCCUUGCUGACAAACCUUCUUCAGUAUCAUGAUGCAAAAGUGUUGGAACAUGCUUCAGUUUGUUUGACCCGUAUUGCGGAGGCCUUUGCAUCAUCUCCUGAUAAAUUAGAUGAACUAUGUAACCAUGGACUUGUUACGCAAGCUGCCUCACUUAUUUCCACCAGCAGUACUGGAGGUGGACAGUCAACACUUGGCUCAUCGACUUACACAGGAUUAAUUCGACUUCUUUCCACAUGUGCAAGUGGAUCUGCUUUAGGUGCAAAAACUUUGCUGCUUCUUGGUAUCAGUGGGAUUCUUAAAGAUAUCUUAUCUGGUUCUGGCGUGUCUACUAAUGCAUCUGUUUCGCCUGCUUUAAAUAGACCACAAGAGCAGAUUUUUGAGAUAGUCAACUUGGCAAAUGAGCUUCUACCUCCUCUACCUCAAGGAACUAUUUCCUUUCCACCCAACUUUAAUUUGUUUGUGAAAGGACCUGUCAUCAAGAAGCCAUCUACUAGCGGUUCUGUGAAAGAAGAAGAUCAAACUGAUAGUGUUCCAGAAGUGUCAGCUCGUGAGAAACUCUUAAAGGAUCAGCCUGAGCUCCUCCUCCAGUUUGGAAUGGAUCUUCUUCCUAUUUUAAUACAGAUCUAUGGUUCCAGUGUGAAUGGUCCAGUACGUCAUAAAUGUCUCUCAGGAAUUGGAAAAUUGAUGUACUUCAGCACUCCAGAGAUGAUACAGUCAUUAUUGAAUGUGACGAAUAUAGCAAGUUUUCUAGCUGGUGUUUUGGCAUGGAAAGAUCCACACAUUUUGAUUCCUGCUCUCCAAAUUGCUGAGAUUCUUAUGGAAAAGCUUUAUGAAACAUUUUCUAAGAUGUUCCUUCGAGAGGGUGUUGUUUAUGCUGUUGACCAGCUUAUCUUGGCUAAUAACCAAAAUACUUCUCCCCAAGCGGCUUCUGUCGAGAAGGAUAACAACUCUGCAUCUGGAACUGCAUCACGCACUCGACGUUAUAGGCGGCGUAGUGGAAAUAUGAAUUCGGAUGGAAGUUCACUGGACGAAAACAAGAAUUCUGUCUCUGGAAGUGGUGUUCCACAGGGUUCAGUGGAGGUUCCGUCAAUUAAUUCUAAUCUCCGAACUUCUGUAAGUUCCUGUGCCAAUGCUUUUAAAACUAAGUACUUCCCUUUAGAUCCGGGAGAUGUUGAAGUUGGAGUUACAGAUGAUCUCUUACGUUUGAAGAAUCUUUGUGUCAAGUUGAAUGCUGGUAUUGAUGAUCAGAAGAAUAAAUCAAAAGGAAAGUUGAAAGCAUCAGGGUCUCGCCUAGAUGAAAUUAUUACAAAUAAGGAAGAGUAUUUAACUGGCGUGAUAUCUGAAAUGCUAGUUGAAUUGGGCAAAGAUUAUGGUGUUUCAACUUUUGAAUUUAUUGGUAGUGGUGUUGUCGGAGUUUUGCUUAACUACUUUUCUUGCGGAUACUUCUCUAAAGGAAGAAUUUCGGAAGUCGAGUUGCCAAAGCUUCGGCAACAAGUGCUUAAAAGAUUUAAAUCAUUUGUUUCUGUUGCUCUUCCUACAAGCAUUAACGAGGGGACGGUAGCUCCUAUGACAGUCUUAGUUCAAAAGCUGCAGAGUGCUUUAUCCUCGUUGGAGCGUUUUCCUGUUGUCUUGAGCCAUUCUUCUAGAUCAUCCAGCGGUAGUGCGCGGCUUUCCUCUGGGCUUAGUGUGUUAUCUCAGCCAUUUAAGUUGCGACUUUGUCGAGCCCAGGGAGAAAAAUCACUUCGUGAUUAUUCAUCAAAUAUUGUUCUGAUUGAUCCACUGGCAAGUUUAGCAGCUGUUGAAGAAUUUCUGUGGCCUAGAGUUCAGAAAAGUGAAUCUGGUCAGAAACCUUCAGCAUCUGGUGCAAACUCAGAUUCAGGAGCUACGCCUCUAGGAAAUGUUGCUCCAUCAGGAAUAAAUUCAACCCCCAGUUCAACCACUCGUCGUUACUCUACUAGGUCUAGAUCAUCGAUGACUAUUGGAGAAAGAGCAGGGAAGGAAUCUUCUUCACAUGAGAAAAGCAUAUCAAAGGGGAAGGGGAAAGCUAUUCUAAAGCCUGCUUGGGAGGAGAAGAGAGGCCUGCAAACUAGAAGUUCUACUCGUAGAAGAGCAGCUAUGGACAAGGAUGCCCAAAUGAAGCCCGUAAAUGGAGAGACUACAUCUGAGGAUGAAGAAUUGGACCUAUCCUCCAUCCAGAUUGAUGAUUCUUUAGUGAUUGAGGAUGAUGAUAUUUCUGAUGAUGAAGAUGAUGACCACGAUGAUGUGCUGCAGGAUGACUCUCUUCCUCUUUGUAUGCCUGAAAAGGUGCAUGAUGUUAAAUUGGGUGACACAGUUGAAGAUGGGGAUGCUGGUCCAGCUACAAGUGAUGGUCAGAUACAUUCAACUUUUGGCUCUAGCAGUAGAGCUGCUGCAGUCAGGGGAUCUAAUUCUCCUGAUCAUAGGAGUGGAAAUUCUUUUAGUUCGAGGGGUGGUAUGUCAUUUGCUGCUGCUGCUAUGGCUGGGCUUGGACCAGCUAAUGGCAGAGGUUUCCGUGGAGGUCGGGAUCCACAGGGACGUCCUCUUUUUGGUAGCUCCAAUGAUAACCCAAAAUUACUUUUUUCUUCUGGUGAGAAGCAGCUCGAUAGGCAUUUGACAAUAUACCAAGCUGUUCAACGCCAGCUUGUUUUGAAUGAAGACGAUGAUGAGAGGUUUGCCGGUGCUGGCAGUGAUUUCUUAUCUAAUGAUGGGAGCAGUUUAUGGGGUGAUAUAUAUACUAUCACGUAUCAGAGGGCAGAUAAUCAAUCUGAAAGAGCUGUUUUAGCUGGGGAAUCAAGCUCCUCAAAAUCUAAAUCUACCAAGUGUGUAUCGACUUCCAAUUCAAAUUCAGAGUCUCAGUUCCAUCAAAUGUCUCUUUUAGAUAGUAUUUUACAAGGAAAACUUCCAUGCGAUUUUGACAAAUCUAAUCCUACGUAUGAUAUACUAUCUUUGUUGCGUGUACUCGAGGGAUUGAAUCAGCUUGCUCCACGCUUAAGGGCACAGAUCGUGUCUGAUCAUUUUGCAGAAGGAAAGAUCACUACACUUGAUGAAUUGGGUGGAAUUGGUGGUAAGGUUCCUCAUGAGGAAUUUAUCAACAGUAAGCUUACUCCCAAGUUGGCUCGACAAAUUCAGGACGCUCUUGCACUAUGCAGUGGGAGUCUUCCCUCAUGGUGUUACCAAUUGACUAAGGCAUGUCCGUUCUUAUUUCCUUUUGAGACUCGCCGGCAGUAUUUCUAUUCAACCGCAUUUGGGCUGUCACGUGCAUUAUAUCGGUUACAUCAGCAGCAAGGAGCUGAUGGUCUUGGAACAGUAAAUGAACGGGAGGGAAGGGUUGGAAGAUUACAGCGCCAGAAGGUCCGUGUCUCCCGUAAUCGUAUUUUAGAUUCUGCUGCGAAAGUUAUGGAGAUGUAUUCUAGCCAGAAGGCUGUUCUUGAAGUAGAAUAUUUUGGUGAAGUGGGAACUGGAUUAGGUCCUACCCUUGAGUUCUACACACUUUUAAGUCAUGAAUUGCAGCGGGCUGGACUUGGAAUGUGGAGGUCUAAUUCAUUGCAAGAGUCGGAUAGUGGUGAAGAUGAACAGGUUAGGAAGGCUAAAGGUGGCUCUAGGCUUACUUCUGAUGCAGCCAAUAUUGAUAUUAUUCAAUCUCCUCUUGGGUUGUUUCCUCGACCUUGGCCACCAAAUGCUGAUUCAUCGGAUGGCAGCCAAUUUUCGAAGGUUAUUGAAUAUUUCCGGCUUGUUGGUCGUGUGAUGGCCAAAGCUCUGCAAGAUGGAAGACUAUUGGAUCUACCGCUCUCAACAGCAUUUUAUAAGCUUGUUCUUGGUCAAGAUCUUGAUUUACAUGAUAUCCUCUCAUUUGACGCUGAGCUUGGGAAGACUUUACAAGAAUUGCAAGCUCUUGUUUGCCGGAAACAGUACUUAGGAUCGAUAAAUGGUGAUAAUCAAAAUACAAUUUCCAACUUGACUUUCCGUGGGAUUCCGGUUGAAGAUCUCUGCUUAGAUUUUACAGUUCCUGGUUAUCCGGACUACGUUUUGAGACCAGGAGAUGAAACUGUUAAUAUUCAUAACUUGGAGGAGUACAUAUCCUUGGUAUUAGAUGCAACUGUCAAGACGGGAAUAAUGCGGCAAAUGGAAGCAUUUACUGCAGGAUUCAAUCAGGUAUUUGACAUAACAGCAUUACGCAUAUUCAUUCCUCAUGAGUUGGACCAUUUGCUGUGUGGCCGUAGAGAAUUGUGGAAGUUCGACACACUUGUUGAUCAUAUUAAAUUUGAUCAUGGAUACACAGCCAAGAGUCCUGCAAUAGUCAAUUUUCUUGAGAUUAUGGGCGAAUUCACACCAGAGCAGCAGCGAGCAUUCUGCCAGUUUGUUACAGGUGCACCUAGGCUUCCACCAGGUGGCCUUGCAGUGUUGAACCCAAGAUUGACUAUUGUGAGAAAGCACUCAUCAACUGCAAAUAAUGCGGCAAACAGCGCGACAGGGGCUUCUGAAUCAGCAGAUGAUGAUUUGCCUAGUGUCAUGACAUGCGCCAACUACCUUAAGCUUCCUCCGUACUCGACCAAGGAAAUAAUGUACAAGAAACUAAUCUAUGCGAUCAAUGAGGGGCAGGGAUCGUUUGAUUUGUCAUGAGUUUUUGGGACUAACCACAACUUGUGUAUACUAUUAACUUGCAAUACUCGGGUCGACGGAUCGUGUUUGUCUGCAAUAGUUAUGGUGGUGAAAGGUGCCUUACUUUUGGCAGCCGCCGCCAGAGAGCAGUUCCUUGGUUUUUUUGGUUCUUUUUCCUUUUGGAGUUUGUACAUUCAUAUGUUAACCAUUCUGUUCAUCAUGUGCUCCUGUUUAUUUGCUCUCUUGGUUAGAGCAAAUGGGUAUUUCUCGGUCUGGUUAAUGUUUGGUCGGAACUAUUGGCCACAUUUUCAGGAAAACGUAGAGGGAAUUUUUCGAACUACUUUUCUCAGUUUCCAACUUUUAGAUUAUUAUGUAAAUAAAUAGGAAUUCGUUGGAUUCCCUCCGCACCUGGGUGGUUAUUGGCUGAUACAUUACAAUGUAUGUCAUAAAAAUGAUUGAAAGCGAAAUAAACAAUUCAAUAUUCUUCUUCCUUCUUUA